GAGUCUCAAGCGGCUACAUACUGCUCCGCCCCUGCCCUUACCUGCCCCACGCACGCACGCACGCACACGCCUCCACCUGAUUGACGAAGAAAGAAAGAAAGAGAGAAAGAAAGAAAGGAAGGAAGGAAGGAGGCCAAGAGGAAAUUACAAGAAGAAUGAAAGAAAGAAAGAAGGAAACGAAGAAGAACAGCAAGAUAGGAAGAAAGAAAGAAACAAAAAAAAAGAGAGACAGGAAACAAAGAAGAAAUUACAAGAAGAAAGAAAAAAAGGAAAAAGGAAACGAAGAUUAACACCAGGAAAAGACGAAUGAAAGAAACAGGAAAAGAAAGGGACAAAGAGAAUGAGAAAAGGGGGAAAAGGAAACUGAGAAUAACAUCAAGGAGAGAAAAGAAAUAAGGAAAGGAACACGCUAAUACACAAAGGAAGAUAGAGAUGAAGCAAACGAGAGCCAACGCAUCUAUCAGGUUCGCGAUGACGAAGGUGGUGAUCACGGGCGGUGGUGGCUACGUUGGUUAUCAUAUUGGUUGGGCGCUGUCCCGGGGUGGGCAUCCCGUGACCCUGUUGGACCUGAAGCCUCCCGACCCCGAGUGGAGCAAAACGGCACCGCGAGCUUUGUGGGAUUCUCUUCCGCCAGGGUUUUGGAGUGAAGAGACGCCAGAUCCGGGUCCUCUUGAGUUCGUGGAAGGGAGUGUGACCAACCCUCAUGACCUGCAGACUCACUUCGAAGGUGCUGAAGCUGUUAUCCACACAGCCUCCUACGGGAUGUCAGGGAGAGACCAGCUGACCCCUCACGCCCCCAUGCAAGAGAAGGUCAACAUCGAGGGGACAAGAGAGGUCAUUGAAGCCGCCGUGAAAGCGAAGGUACGCGCCCUCGUCCACACCUCCACCUACAACGUCAUCUUCGGAGGGGAUGAGAUAGUGAAGGGGGAUGAGACGAUGCCCUUCUACCCCAUUCACACCCACACCGACUACUACUCUGUAACCAAGGCCAUCGCAGAGAGACUGGUCCUGAUGGCUGAUGGGAAGUGUGACCUCCCUGCUACCCCCUCUACUCCUGGACCCCAUGCAGCCCCCCAGCCCCGCCUCUGCCCCCUUCGCACCUGUUCCCUGAGGAUGAAUGGGGUGAUGGGCCUGGGGGAGAAGCAACACUCACCCAGGAUCAUAAGUGCCAUGCGAUCUGGGCUCCUCGUCUUUGCGUUUGGCAGAAGAGACGGCCUAACAGACUUCAUUGGGAUCCAGAAUGCCGUACAAGCUCACCUGAAGGCAAUGAAGGCACUCUUGAAGGAGCAGAGCCUCAGCACGCAAGACUUUCCGGCAAUACCUUCCACAUCCGGCAAGAUUCUGAGCUGUGAAAAGGAGGAAGGCCCGAUCCCUUCUUCAGGAGACUCCAGCCCUUCCUCACUCUCCAAGUCUGACAGGGUGGCUUCAAGUUCUUCAGGAGCAUCAGAACCUACUGUAGCUUCUAGGCUGGAAGAUGUAUCAGCUUGUACAGUAGGAUCCAAUUCCCUUUCGGUUCUCCCAUCAAGAGUUUCCAGCCCUUCUUCAAGCACACCUACAGUAGCUUCAAAGUCCAAAGCUCCAGUGGCAUGUACAGAAACAUCAAAUCCCUCUUCAGGCCCCACAAGAGUAGCUUCCAAGCCUUCAGUAUCCGGACAAGCGUUCUUCAUCAAUGACGCAGCGCCGGUCAGCUACUUUGAUUACUUCCAGCCGUUGUUCGAAGGUCUUGGCUACUCCUUCCCUGCUGUCACGCUGCCCCUAUACCUCAUCCUCGUUGCGGCAUACAUCCAGGCAGUCAUUUACUGUCUAGUGCACAAGUUCUUCCCCUUCUCCCCCUUUGUCACACCUUCCGAGGCCUAUAAAUCCGUCACCCAUUACUGCAGUAGUCGCAAGGCCAUGGAGGCGUUUGACUACUCCCCGACGAGACCCAACGACCUCAAGCAGAUGGUGGAGUACUACAGGGCCCGGGGAUGCACCAACAAGAUGAGGUUUGUCUCUCUCAUGCCUGUAGCUCUGUGUUUUCUGCUUCCACUUCUGGUUUUUGUUGUUGUGAUUUAGCGUGUGUGGUUCUUGUGUGUGUGUGUGUGUGUGUGUGUGUUGAUGUUGUUUGCCAGUAGUGUUGUUUGUUUUCCUUCCUGUUAUAUAGUUUGUCGUUCCUGUGUGUGUGUGUGUUGAUGUUUGCCAGUAGUGUUGUUUGUUUUCCUUCCUGUUAUAUAGUUUGUGGUUCCUGUGUGUGUGUGUGUUGAUGUUUGCCAGUAGUGUUGUUUGUUUUUCCUUCUUGUUAUAUAGUUUGUGGUUCCUGUGUGUGUGUAUUGAUGUUGUUUGCCAGUAGUGUUGUUUGUUUUUCCUUUUUGUUAUCUAUUUGUGUAAGUUUGGGUGUAAUGCCUGUUGGUGCUAGUAAUGUUUAAUCUACUAACCUGUAAGUAGCUCUCUAUAUUUUCCUACCUGUAUGUUGUAUGUACGCACUCUAUUUUCAAAGCAUAAAUAUUUUUACUUUUGA
This is a messenger RNA of Eriocheir sinensis (Chinese mitten crab), 2497 nucleotides long. Its product is annotated as short-chain dehydrogenase/reductase family 42E member 1-like. The transcript is spliced from 9 exons. Bases 433 to 2055 code for a protein of 540 amino acids. Gene Ontology annotation, molecular function: 3-beta-hydroxy-Delta5-steroid dehydrogenase (NAD+) activity. The record is from RefSeq and is a predicted model, not a curated record. Gene Ontology annotation, biological process: steroid biosynthetic process. NCBI's taxonomy places the organism in Eukaryota, Metazoa, Arthropoda, Malacostraca, Decapoda, Varunidae.